CCCCCCCCUCCCCGUCCCCUCCUCCUCCUCCUCCCGCCGGCGCCGGAGCCGCCACGCCGCCGCCAUGGAGCUCAUCACCAUCCUAGAGAAGACGGUCUCGCCGGACUGCUCGGAGCUCGAGGCGGCGCAGAAGUUCCUGGAGCAGGCGGCCAUCGAGAACCUGCCGACCUUCCUGGUGGAACUGUCCAAAGUGCUGGCAAACCCCGGCAAUAGCCAAGUGGCACGCGUGGCCGCCGGGCUGCAGAUCAAGAACUCGCUGACCUCCAAGGACCCCGACAUCAAGGCGCAGUACCAGCAGAGAUGGCUCGCCAUCGACGCCAACGCGCGCAGGGAGGUCAAGAACUUCGUUCUGCAGACCCUGGGCACAGAGACGUACCGGCCCAGCUCGGCGUCGCAGUGCGUGGCCGGCAUCGCCUGCGCAGAGAUCCCCAUGAACCAGUGGCCAGAGCUGAUCCCGCAGCUGGUGGCCAACGUCACCAACCAGCACAGCACGGAGCACAUGAAGGAGUCCACGCUCGAGGCCAUCGGAUACAUCUGCCAGGACAUCGAUCCCGAGCAGCUGCAGGACAAAUCCAACGAGAUCCUGACCGCCAUCAUCCAGGGCAUGCGCAAGGAGGAGCCCAGCAACAACGUGAAGCUGGCGGCCACCAACGCCCUGCUCAACUCGCUCGAGUUCACCAAAGCCAACUUCGACAAGGAGUCUGAAAGGCACUUUAUUAUGCAAGUAGUCUGUGAAGCCACACAGUGUCCGGACACGAGGGUACGAGUGGCUGCCUUACAGAACCUGGUGAAGAUAAUGUCCCUUUAUUAUCAAUAUAUGGAGACCUACAUGGGGCCUGCCCUCUUUGCUAUCACGAUUGAGGCGAUGAAGAGCGACAUAGACGAGGUGGCUCUGCAGGGCAUCGAGUUCUGGUCCAACGUGUGCGACGAGGAGAUGGACCUGGCCAUCGAGGCCUCGGAGGCAGCAGAACAAGGACGGCCCCCAGAGCACACCAGCAAAUUCUACGCCAAGGGGGCUCUGCAAUAUUUGGUCCCUAUUUUAACCCAGACCUUAACAAAACAGGAUGAGAACGACGACGACGACGACUGGAACCCCUGCAAGGCAGCAGGGGUGUGCCUGAUGCUGCUGGCCACGUGCUGCGAGGACGACAUCGUCCCCCACGUGCUGCCCUUCAUCAAGGAGCACAUCAAGAAUCCCGACUGGAGGUAUCGCGACGCCGCCGUCAUGGCCUUCGGCUGCAUCCUCGAGGGGCCCGAGCCCAACCAGCUCAAGCCUUUAGUGAUACAGGCCAUGCCAACGUUGAUAGAGCUGAUGAAGGAUCCCAGCGUGGUGGUCAGGGACACGACGGCCUGGACUGUGGGCAGGAUCUGUGAGAUGCUGCCCGAGGCCGCCAUCAAUGACAUUUACCUGGCACCACUGCUGCAGUGCCUGAUGGAGGGGCUGAGCGCCGAGCCCAGGGUGGCCACCAACGUCUGCUGGGCCUUCUCCAGCCUUGCUGAAGCUGCCUAUGAAGCUGCAGAUGUGGCUGAUGAUCAGGAAGAACCAGCAACCUACUGCUUAUCGUCCUCCUUUGAGCUGAUAGUGCAGAAACUGCUGGAGACUGCAGACAGACCUGAUGGACACCAGAAUAACUUGAGGAGUUCUGCCUAUGAAUCCCUGAUGGAAAUAGUAAAAAACAGUGCCAAGGACUGUUAUCCUGCUGUCCAAAAAACCACCCUGGUCAUCAUGGAGAGGCUCCAGCAAGUGCUACAGAUGGAGUCUCACAUCCAGAGCACCUCAGACAGAAUCCAGUUCAACGAUCUCCAGUCCCUCCUCUGUGCUACUCUCCAGAACGUGCUGCGGAAGGUGCAGCACCAGGACGCGCUGCAGAUCUCGGACGUGGUGAUGGCGUCGCUGCUCAGAAUGUUCCAGAGCACGGCCGGCUCCGGGGGCGUGCAGGAGGACGCCCUCAUGGCCGUCAGCACCCUGGUGGAAGUCCUGGGUGGAGAAUUCCUGAAGUACAUGGAUGCCUUCAAACCUUUCCUUGGGAUUGGGCUGAAAAAUUACGCUGAGUACCAGGUCUGCCUGUCGGCGGUGGGGCUGGUGGGGGACCUGUGCCGGGCGCUGCAGUCCAACAUCCUCCCCUUCUGCGACGAGGUGAUGCAGCUGCUCCUGGAGAACCUGGGGAAUGAGAACGUGCACAGGUCGGUGAAGCCGCAGAUCCUGUCCGUGUUUGGGGACAUCGCCCUGGCCAUCGGCGGCGAGUUCAAGAAGUACCUGGACGUGGUGCUCAACACCCUCCAGCAGGCGUCCCAGGCACAGGUGGACAAGUCCGACUAUGACAUGGUGGAUUACCUGAACGAGCUGCGCGAGGGCUGCCUGGAGGCCUACACGGGAAUCAUCCAGGGGCUGAAGGGAGACCAGGAGAACGUGCACCCUGACGUGAUGCUGGUGCAGCCCAGGGUGGAAUUUAUCCUGUCCUACAUCGACCACAUCGCGGGGGACGAGGAUCACACGGACGGCGUGGUGGCCUGCGCCGCCGGCCUCAUCGGGGAUUUGUGUACAGCUUUUGGGAAGGAUGUCCUGAAAUUAGUAGAAGCCAGACCCAUGAUCCACGAGCUGCUAACGGAGGGGAGGAGAUCCAAGACGAACAAAACAAAAACCCUCGCGACCUGGGCCACGAAAGAGCUGAGGAAACUCAAAAACCAAGCUUGAUCUGUUACCAUUGGGACGACACCUGAGGACCCCCACUGGAAAAAAAUGAAAAUUCCAACAACGCCAACAACACCGAGAAAAACAAAAAAAAGGAAAAAAUCUCCAAUUUCCUACAAAACCCCCCAAAAAAAAGUGAGGAGUGAAUGGUUGGGAAUGCUGAGGAUGAGUGAGUGAGGCUCAAAAAUCCCAAAUUUUGGUGAUCUCCCCCUUUCCCAGCAUCCAGGAGGGAAUUCUGGACCCCCAAAAUUCCAAGAAAAACAAAAGAAAAGGGGGAAAAAUCCGAAUAUUCCCAAGAGAGGAGUGAGGGAAACGAGAAAAUGAGGGAAAAACGGGGAAAAUUGGGAUUAAAGUGGUGCUCUGUGAGGGUUUGGCUGCUCGAGAGAGGUGGAAAAUGAGGUGAAAACCCAGAAAUUCUCAUUUAUUUGGGAAUUUUCAUCGAUUCGGGAAUUUUCCAUGGAUUUGGGAAUUCCCAGGGAUUUGGGAAUCUCCCAGGGAUGAAGCAAAAAUCCCAAAAAAGAGAGAAAAAAUUAAAAAAAAAUGGAAUUUCAAGAGGAGUGAGUGUGUGUGAGUGAGGUCAUAAAUCCACAUUCUCAACUUCCCAAAAAAAAAAAAAAAUCAGAAUUAUUCAUUGCAGUUUCUUCUCUUUUUUUUCCCAAAACCACCAAAAAAAAUGAAGGGAAAAAAAGCUAAAAAAACCCCAAAAAAAAGACAAAAAAAUUCUAAAAUAUUCAAAAUUUCAAGUUCAGCUGUUGCAUUUCAUAACAGGUUCAGGCAGUGAGAGAAGAGGAAAAAAACGUAGAAAAGAAAUUAAAAAAAGGCAAAAAAAAUUAAAUAGAAAUUUAAGGAAAGUCGCUUUUUUUAGGGAUUUUAUUUUUAGGGAAUGCUGAAUGUUCGGAGCUCUUGGCUUGUCCUUAAAUAUUCAACUGUGAAUGUAAAAAAUGGGGGAAAAAAACACAAUUUUGGGCUUGCAGGGAAUAGAAAAAUCCAUUUGUCCAGCGAGUUUCAGGCUUGAAAAAUUCCAAAAGAAUGGGAAAAAGUCAGGAAAAAUAUUCAAAAAUUCAAAUUUUUUUUUUUAAUUAAAAAGUCAGGAAAAAUACUCAAAAAUUCAAUUUUUUUUUUAUUUUUUGGCAAAAAGUCAGGAAAAAUAUUCAAAAAUUCAAAUAUUUUUUUCUUAAAAAUAAAAAAGUCAGGAAAAAUAUUCAAAAAUUCAAAUUUUUUUUUAUUUUGGCAAAAAGUCGGGAAAAAUAUUCAAAAAUUCAAUUUUUUUUUAUUUUUUGGCAAAAAGUCAGGAAAAAUAUUCAAAAAUUCAAAUUUUUUUUUAUUUUGGCAAAAAGGAAAAAUAUUCAAAAAUUCAAAUUUUUUUUAUUUUGGCAAAAAGUCGGGAAAAAUAUUCAAAAAUUCAAAUUUUUUUUAAAUAUUCAAAAAUUCAAAUUUUUCUUUUUUAAGAAAUAAAAAAGUCAGGAAAAAUAUUCAAAAAUUCAAUUUUUUUUUUUUUUUAAAUAAAAAAAGUGCUGCGAAUUGGGAAAAAGAGAUCUCCUGACUGGGAUUGUAGCAGAACCCAAAUUGUGCCAAAGAAUUGAAAAAAUAAAAGAUAAAACCAGAAAUAAAAAUAUGCACAAAAAAAAGGAAAAAUUUGAUAAAUUCAGGUGAUGUUCAGAGAGAAAAUUGGACGUGGAAAAAACAAAAAAAACCACAAAAAAUGAGAUUUAAACUUGUUUAUUUGCAAUUAUUUGGGAUUAUUUUGCUUUUAUUCAGAUCAGGCUCGAUGUGGUUUUUUGGUCUCUUGCUGCACUCGGAAAAUAAAAAAAAAACACGAAGAAAAAAAUUAAAAAAGAGGAAAAAAAAAAGGCUAAAAAAAAGAAAUUUAUAUAAAAUAUAUAAAUAUAUAAACUUGAGUUGAGCUGACAACGCCGGCGCUUGUAAAAGGUUUCUAUUUUUCCACUGCAGUUGAAGAUGAAUAAAAUGGUGUCAAAAUUCCCCAA
Molecule: messenger RNA, 4677 nt
Organism: Prinia subflava (tawny-flanked prinia)
Lineage: Eukaryota; Metazoa; Chordata; Aves; Passeriformes; Cisticolidae
Gene: KPNB1
Product: karyopherin subunit beta 1
Exons: 22
Coding region: 65-2695 (876 amino acids)
Biological process (GO): protein import into nucleus
Cellular component (GO): cytoplasm; nucleus
Molecular function (GO): nuclear import signal receptor activity; small GTPase binding
Source: RefSeq, a predicted model, not a curated record